Molecule: messenger RNA, 1215 nt
Organism: Fragaria vesca subsp. vesca
Lineage: Eukaryota; Viridiplantae; Streptophyta; Magnoliopsida; Rosales; Rosaceae
Product: GDSL esterase/lipase At5g37690-like
Exons: 6
Coding region: 145-1215 (356 amino acids)
Molecular function (GO): hydrolase activity, acting on ester bonds
Source: RefSeq, a predicted model, not a curated record
CACUACAAUAAGUUACUAGCUACUUCCCAUAUAGAGUGGUGAAAAUAUAAUGAUCACCUACGUACUAGAAAAUGGCAUGUGCUGCCUCUGAAGUCUCUCUCUAUAUAUUCUUGUUGAUUUGUAACUAACCAGUGUGAUUGAAAGAUGGAAGCUGUAUUCGGGAUGGCUCUAGCCACCAUUAUUUUGACAAGCAUGGCAGCCAUGGCGGCAUCAGCAGCAUCUCCAACCACUUUUGUGUUCGGUGAUUCAUUAACAGAUGUCGGAAACAACAAUUUUUUGCAGUAUUCUCUUGCAAAGUCGAAUUAUCCUUGGUAUGGGGUCGAUUAUGAAGGUGGUCAGGCUACUGGAAGAUUCACAAAUGGAAGAACUGUUGGUGAUAUAAUAUCUGCGAAGCUUGGGAUUUCAUCACCGCCGCCUUACCUCUCGUUGUCAAUGAAUGAUGAUGCACUCCUUAAGGGGGUCAACUAUGCAUCUGGUGGAGCAGGAAUACUAAAUGACACCGGACUCUAUUUUAUUGAGAGAUUGUCCUUCGACGAUCAAGUACAAAGUUUCAACAAGACAAGGGAAGCCAUCAAGGCUAAGAUUGGGAGUGAAGCUGCAACCAAGCUCUUGACUGAAGCUCUCUAUUUCAUUGGAAUUGGCAGCAAUGAUUAUGUCAACAAUUUCUUGCAACCCUUUUUACCCGAUGGUCAAGAGUACACUCAUGAUGACUUUGUGGGACUGUUAAUAGGCACCUUAGGGCAACAAUUUCAGACGCUCUACCAGCUGGAUGCGCGAAAGAUGAUAUUUCACGGUCUUGGUCCUCUCGGCUGCAUUCCUUCUCAGAGGGUUAAAUCAAAGAAAGGCCAAUGCUUGAAGGAAGUCAACCUGUGGGUGCUGGACUUCAACUCUAAAGUGGAGAAGCUCAUUGCCUCUCUUAACAGACGCCUCCCGAGAGCAGAUUUAACAUUUGCAGAUACAUAUUCAGAUGUUCUCGACUUAAUCAGCAACCCUACUGCAUAUGGGUUUAAGGUUUCCAAUACGUCAUGUUGCAAGGUAGACACACGGAUUGGAGGGCUAUGCUUACCGAAUUCAAAACUAUGCAAGAACCGCAAAGAUUAUGUAUUCUGGGAUGCAUUCCACCCCUCAGAUGCAGCGAAUGUAGUUCUUGCUGACAAACUCUUCUCGAGACUAUUUCCUAAAGCUUCCUCUCCUGCACCAACACUUUCUCACUAA